GCGAACCCAAGAGCUAGGGUUCGCGAGGAACCCAGCUCGCGGGGUUCCCGAGGAACCGAGCUCGCCGGGUUCGCGAGGAACCCAACUCGCUAGGUUUGCUCCAUCUGUGAAAUCUCCAGGGCUUUCUUAGCCAGGUUUGCUUCUUUCCAUGAAUAGCCGAUUGCAUUCUUUCUUAUAUUUCACAUAUAAUGCAUUCAUUCAGAAUCAGUAACACAGUGCUCAAGAAACUUGUAGAUGCAAGAGUUCUGGCAGGAUAGAUUUUUCUUGAAUUCUAUUUGAAGCCUCAAAGCCUUAAUGUAUCUCAUAUAUGCAUGUGCAGAGAAAAACUAGCAUUGACUAUUCCAGGAUAUUCAAGUGAAGAGCGCAACCAAACAAAAUUUUUAUCAAGUGAUCUCCACAAGAAGCGUCUUGACAUGGUGAGUUUAAAUUUUGCAGUUAUCCAGGCUCUUGGGUUCGCCUGGAGGUAAAAGAAAAAAAAGGCUGGAGGAAGGAGAAGCUGGGGAAGAAGAUGAGGGUAUAUCAGUAAUUAAAAGUAAAAAAUUUAACAUGUCAUCAAUUUUUGCCACGUGGAUUUUCCAUGUAAUUUAGUUAAAAAAAGGAAUGAGUGUUUCCGUUAAUUAACCUACCACAUCAGC
Molecule: messenger RNA, 635 nt
Organism: Rubroshorea leprosula
Lineage: Eukaryota; Viridiplantae; Streptophyta; Magnoliopsida; Malvales; Dipterocarpaceae
Source: the annotation of a GenBank genome assembly